Messenger RNA from Chlorella variabilis, 1626 nucleotides. RefSeq lists its product as hypothetical. Gene Ontology annotation, biological process: protein folding. Lineage: Eukaryota; Viridiplantae; Chlorophyta; Trebouxiophyceae; Chlorellales; Chlorellaceae. Gene Ontology annotation, cellular component: endoplasmic reticulum; endoplasmic reticulum membrane. The transcript is spliced from 14 exons. The record is from RefSeq and is a predicted model, not a curated record. Bases 1 to 1626 code for a protein of 541 amino acids. Gene Ontology annotation, molecular function: calcium ion binding.
AUGCGGGCUGUGCUGCUACUGGGCCUGCUGGCCACGGCCAGCGCGGUGCACCUCGAUUUCUCGAGCGGCACUCUGGACGGAUGGACGCACUCUGACGACGGCAAGUACAGCGGAAAGUUCGUGGUGGCCAGCCCUGAGGGCCUGGACGCAGUGAAGGCGCUCAAGGUGCCAGAGAAGGCCAAGCACUAUGGCAUCAGCAAGGCCCUUCCAGAGGCGGUGGACCCCGCCAGCGACCUGGUGCUGCAGUAUGACCUCAAGCUGACCAACGGCCUCAGCUGCGGCGGCGCCUACAUCAAGUUUGUCACAGCCGACGAUGCCUUCACCCCCAGCGGCCUCAAGGACGACACCCCUUACACGGUCAUGUUUGGCCCCGACAAGUGCGGCUCGACCAACAAGGUGCACCUGAUCCUGCGCCAUAAAAGCCCCAAAACGGGCGAGAUCGAGGAGAAGCACCUGAAGAUGCCGCCGAUGGUGGAGAGCGACAAGAAGACGCACGUGUACACCGCCAUCCUGCGCGCCUCCAACAACAGCUAUGCCGUGCUCAUCGAUGGCGUGGAGAAGAAGGCCGGCAGCAUGUUUGAGGACUUUGAGCCCUCGAUCAAUCCCCCCGAGACCAUCCCCGACCCAGAUGAGAAGAAGCCCGAGGAUUGGGUGGAUGAGGCCCGGAUUGCUGACCCCGAUGCCAAGAAGCCCGAGGACUGGGAUGAGGAUGCGCCCCGCACUAUCCCCGAUGAGGAUGCGCAGAAGCCCGAGGGCUGGCUCGACAAUGAGCCGGCCGAGAUUGACGACACGACCGCUGUUAAGCCUGAGGACUGGGAUGAGGAUGAGGACGGCGAGUGGGAGCCUCCCAAGAUUGCCAACCCCGCUUGCAAGGACGCGCCCGGCUGCGGCGAGUGGAAGCGCCCCACCAAGCCGAACCCUGCCUACAAGGGCAAGUGGAGCGCGCCCAUGAUUGACAACCCCGCCUACAAGGGUGUGUGGAAGCCUCAGGACAUCCCCAACCCCGACUAUGUGAAGGACCCUGCGCCCCUGACCAACAUUGGCAAGGUGGGCGCGGCCGCCAUUGAGAUCUGGACCAUGGACGACGGCUACUUCUUCGACAAUGUGGUGGUCAGCAACAGCGAGGCUGAGGCGGCAGAGGUCCGGGAGAAGAGCUGGGCGCCCAAGAAGGUCAUUGAGGAUGCCAAGGAGGCGGAGGAGAAGGCCAAGGCGGCGGCCAAGGCAGAGGCGGAGAAGAAGAAGGUGGAGACAACGCAGGCGGUAGACGACAAGCUGAAGCAGGUUGUGUCCACCAUCUUCGACCUGCCCUUCCUCAAGCCGCUCGAGGCGCAGCUGAAGCCGGCCCGCGCUUUCUUCGAGCAGCGCCCCGUCUGCCUGCUGGGCAUGCUCACCGCGCUGCUGCUGCUGCCCGUGGCCUGGCUGCUGACGUCGCGCAUCGGCAGCAAGACGCAGGAUGAGGUGGGUGAGGCCAAGAAGCAGGAUGCGACGGGCGAGGAUGACAAGCCCGAGGAGGAGGAGGACCGGGACUACUAUGACAACCUGCUCUGGACCGGGGAGGAGAUUGAGGAAGAGGAGGAGGAGGAGCAGCCCAAGGCGGGCACCCGCCGCCGCACCCGCCGCGACUGA